Molecule: messenger RNA, 3250 nt
Organism: Chenopodium quinoa (quinoa)
Lineage: Eukaryota; Viridiplantae; Streptophyta; Magnoliopsida; Caryophyllales; Amaranthaceae
Product: mechanosensitive ion channel protein 10-like
Exons: 7
Coding region: 590-2815 (741 amino acids)
Biological process (GO): monoatomic anion transport; detection of mechanical stimulus; transmembrane transport
Cellular component (GO): plasma membrane
Molecular function (GO): mechanosensitive monoatomic ion channel activity
Source: RefSeq, a predicted model, not a curated record
UCUAUCAUACAUUCCAUGAGCUUAAUAAAUUAAUAGUUUGGUAGUUUUUUCUGACGUAUUAGCACUUUAGCCAAUGUCCACUAGUACCCUGUAGCCUGUACAUACCCACCGCCAUUUUCACAUUCUUUAAAAUAUUGCCCAAAUUAUAUUAUAUAGUUGCUGCUCAAGAUUUUUCUUAUCAUUUGUGCAAUUUGAAUUUCAUACCCAGAAAAAAUUUGCUAGAAAAACCAUGUUCCUUCAAAUUGGGAAGUAAUAACUUUCUGGUGAUUUUGGGAAUGAUUGGAUGAGCAGAAUUGGUUAUUCUUGGAGGUUUGUAGUUUACUGAAAUUUUGUUUAUUCCUUGUAAAGAGUAACAUGUAUUUGGAUGAUUGAUUGAUGCAUUAGUGAUUACCUCAUUUGGGUUUGUAAGUGGUCUGAACUCUCUCGUAUUGACGGGUGCGGCCCAUGCGUGGGGGCUUCAUGGGAGCUCACCAGAUUGGUGAUUGACUUUUCUUUUGUGUUGUUAUAAUAGUAGUUGUUUGAGUUUCUUUGAAAGAGCAUCUGUUUAUUCUGGGUAAUUAUCGUGUAUAUUUGAGUCUGUGUAGUUACAAUGGAGGGUAGUAGUUAUCAAGAUAAAACUGAUGUUGUAUUAUCUAUAGUUGCUGCUGGAGUAGCAGCAGAUAGCACUAAGUCACCAGGCCAAAGCACUAUGUUGUCAGACCAAGGAAAAAGUUUUAUGUUUACCCCAAUGUCUCCUGAAAUCACAAAGUUAAGCCCCAUUUCAACACCCCAAAGACAUCCUAAGGUUCCAAAUGAGCUCAUGAGAAAGCGCACUUCUCUUGCUAGGUCGAAAACUAAAUCAAGAUUAGUUGAGCCACCAUAUCCUAGUGAUGAAGCUUUGGUUGAUGAAACCACUUAUUUAGUGGGUCCAAAAACACCUGUCAGAACACCUAAGGCGUCUCCUAGAGUUAGUGUAGGAACUCCAGUAGGCAUCCCAAAAUCACCUUUUUCAGUCUUAGGAAAUGAAGAAGAGGAAGAUGAGGAUGUUUACAAAUCCAUUGACCUUCAAUUGAAUCAAAAAUCUCGUAAGAGAUUGAAAUUUUUUGCUUUAUUAGAGUGGAUAGUGUUCAUUAGCUUGAUGGGUUUGUUAAUCGCUAGCUUGACUAUCAACCAAUUGAAAGGUACCGCGUUGUGGAGUUUAAGACUUUGGAAAUGGUGUGUUUUUGUCAUAGUAAUAUUUUGUGGUCGAUUGGUAACAGGAUGGUUCAUUAACAUUCUUGUAUACUUGGUGGAACAAAAACUGUUGCUUAAGAAGAAAGUUCUGUAUUUUGUAUAUGGACUAAAGAAAAGUUUACGAGUAUUCCUCUGGUUGAGUUUUGUUCUUCUAGCAUGGAUUUUGUUGUUUACGCAUGGGACCAACAGAUCAAGGAAGACCAAAAAAGUAUUACAUUAUAUUACAAUGGCUAUUGCUGGGUUUUUAGUUGGGGCUGGAAUAUGGCUACUGAAGACUGUACUGAUCAAACUUUUAGCUUUAUCAUUCCAUGUCAAGAGGUUUUUUGAUCGAAUUCAGGAGUCUUUAUUUGAUCAGUAUGUUCUUCAAACACUUUCCGGGCCUCCAUGCAUGGAGAUGGCACAAAGUUUGACCAGAUCAAGGACUAGUGGUCAGUUAAGUUUAGAACGAAUGACAAAAAGUGCAGGGGUGAAAGAAGAAGUUAUCAAUGUAGAGAAGCUUCACAAAAUAAACCAAGAUAAAGUUUCUGCUUGGACCAUGAAAGGGUUAAUUGAUGUCAUAAGGAGAACAAAGCUGUCUACUAUAUCUAAUACCCUUGAUUAUGAUGAAGAUGAUGAGACGGGUGAGCAAAAUAAAGAGAUCACAAGUGAAUGGGAAGCAAAAGUUUCUGCUCUUAAGAUCUUCAAAAAUGUUGCUAAACCUGGCUACAAGUAUAUUGAUGAAGAAGAUCUCUUACGUUUUAUGAAAAUGGAUGAAGUAAACCAAGUAUUUCCCUUAUUUGAAGGUGCUGUUGAAACAGCAAGGAUCAGGAAAACAGUUUUAAAGAAAUGGGUGGUUAAUUCUUACUUGGAGCGUAAAUCACUUGCUCAUUCAUUAAAUGAUACAAAAACCGCUGUAGAGGAGUUGAAUAGAAUAGCUUCAGGCGUGGUGGUGAUUAUUAUGGUUAUUGUGUGGAAUCUUAUGAUGGGAUUUUUGGACACCAAAAUACUUGUCUUUAUCUCAUCUCAAUUGCUACUUGUGGCAUUUAUGUUUGGCAAUUCCGUCAAGACUGUUUUUGAAGCAAUCAUAUUUGUAUUUAUAAUGCAUCCUUUCGAUGUGGGUGACCGUUGUGUGAUUGAUGGUGUUCAGAUGGUUGUUGAAGAGAUGAACAUCUUGACCACAAUAUUCUUAAGAUAUGAUAACGAAAAGAUCACCUAUCCAAAUUCUGUUUUGGCAACCAAACCUAUCAGCAACUUCUAUAGGAGCCCAGAAAUGGGUGACUCAGUUGAGUUUGCAAUUGACUUCUCCACUACAGUAGAUACCAUUGCUGCUCUAAAGACUAGAAUAAAAUCGUAUAUAGAAAACAAACCUGAACACUGGCGACUAGGCCAUAGUGUACAAUUGAAAGAGAUUGUGGACAUGAACAAGAUUAAGAUGGUUCUUUAUGUCAACCACACUAUCAACUUCCAGAACAUUGGAGAGAAAGGAAUCAGAAGAUCUGAUCUCGUCCUGGAGCUGAAGAAAAUUUUCGAGGAGUUGAGAAUCAUAUAUCAUCUUCUGCCACAGGAUGUGCAUGUUACACAUGUUGGGGGGCCGGCAGCAUCUCCUUCUUUUUCCCAUUGCUGAUCAAGUUUUCAACUGCAACUCUGCAAGAUAAUUUCAAUCUCUUGGUCUCUUGGCAGGCUCAGCGGUGGACUAAGUAAAAUUGUCUACAGAGAAGGUUACAUACGGUUUUGUGAAGAUACACCGGCCCAUGAGCAAGUGGUAGCAUAUCCAAAUCCUGAUGAAAUGUACAGUUAUGAUGAAAUUAUGUUCCAAGUGUUAUACUAUACUAUUUCCCAACUAGCCUUCUAAGUCAUAUGUUGACGGACAAAAUUUUCGUCUUAGGCGGGAAUAGUUUGUAAUUUAGGCGUCCUGCAACUAUGCAUUGUUGUACUUUACAUUACCAUUUUUUCAAAAAAAAUUAUGUUCUAUGAAAUCUUCAAUGUAAUUUCCUUCAAAAAAAGAAAUUCAAUGUAAUUGUUGCGUGUCUUGUACUUAAGUUAUGACGCAUAAACUAUU